Molecule: messenger RNA, 1581 nt
Organism: Venustampulla echinocandica
Lineage: Eukaryota; Fungi; Ascomycota; Leotiomycetes; Helotiales; Pleuroascaceae
Product: MFS general substrate transporter
Exons: 7
Coding region: 1-1581 (526 amino acids)
Biological process (GO): transmembrane transport; carbohydrate transport
Cellular component (GO): membrane
Molecular function (GO): carbohydrate:proton symporter activity
Source: RefSeq, a predicted model, not a curated record
AUGGCUGUUGCUGAUCAAGAAACCAUUCGCGCCAACUGGCGAGUAUUCGUCGCGUGUGCCGUCGUCACCCUCUCCUCGUUCCAAUAUGGAGUCGAUUUUGGACUCAUCGGCGGUUUGCAGGCCAUGCAGGGCUUUCUGGAGAUCUUUGGCUUCAGGGCCCCCAACACCCCACUGGGCUGGAAUCUCACCACCGAGAGACAGCAACUUAUUUCGUCCCUCAUGACUCUCGGUGCCUUUAUCAGCUCCGGCGGCGCUGGAUUCCUAGCCAUUAAGCUUGGUCGGAAGCAUUGCAUAUGGCUCUCUUGCUUGCUCUGCGCUGUAUCUAACAUUAUUAUGAUGACCACGGAGAGCAUCGAAGCUUUGUAUGCUGGACGGUUCAUCAAUGGGUUGGCAAAUGGCGGCUUCAUGACCUUCGCCCAGCUGUACAUCCAAGAGAGUAGCCCGGCUAAGUACCGUGGCCUUUUCCUUACGACAUUCCAGUUUGGUACCUCCUUCGGAACCCUUAUUGGUACAAUCGUGGACUGGGCGACUUCCAAGAGGCCCGGAAAAUCCGCCUACCUCAUCCCUCUAGGCAUAAUUUACAUUGUUCCCUCCAUCAUCACAGUUGGGUUGUUUUUCAUCCCUGAAUCUCCACGUUGGCUCCUCUUGAAGGGGCGCCGCGAGGAGGGUGUUAAGUCGCUCGCGCGGUUGAGACCUGACGGCGCCGAUGUUGAAGAUGAGGCUUCAGUCAUCUGUGCCGCUAUUCUUAAGGAGCAGGAACUCGCCAGCAGUGUCGGUUUCCUCGAUGUUUUCCGGAACCCAAUCGAUCGACGAAGGACUAUUAUUGCAGUUUGUGGCGUAACCUCUCAGGCGGCCACGGGUUCCAUGUUCAUCAUCGCAUACAAGGCAUACUUUUUCGGCAUGGCCAAGGUUGCUGACCCAUUCGCAAUGAGCUGUGUCCUCAGCACCAUCGGCUUGCUCGCUCUUGUCAUGAACUCUCUCGUUGUCGUCCGUUACGGUCGCCGUCGUGUCAUGCUCAUGUCUGGUCUUACAUUGUGUGGUAUCCUCCAAUUGAUCAUCGCCAUCACCUAUGAUAAGAAUCCUGGCACCAAAGUUACCGGAAAGGUGCUUGUCGCCCUUUCUUGUCUAUACAUGAUGAGCUACAACGGAAUGGUUGCGCCCUAUGCCUGGCUUACUGGUGGAGAGAUGCCAUCCCAGCGCCUACGUAGUUUCACUUUCGGCAUCUCAGCCGCAGUUGGUUUCUUUAUGGCAUGGCUCACCCAGUUCACUGCCCCUUACUUCAUCAAUCCAUCCGCUUUGAACUGGGGCCCACGAUACGGCUACAUUUGGUUUCCCGCUUCCAUCGUUACCGCCGUCUGGGUCUUCUUCUUCUUACCCGAGGUCAAGGGCAGAACUUUGGAGGAGGUCGAUGAGAUGUUCGAGGCCAAGAUCCCUGCUCGCAAGUUCCGCCAAUACGUUUGUGUUGGCCCGCUUGGUGCCGCUGAGAUGAAACUUAGCAGAGUCAACACCCAGGAACAGGUCAAAGGAGAAGAGCACAUAGAGGACAAGGAGGUAGCGGAGUCAACAGCCGUCCAAAAGUGA